Telopea speciosissima is the source of this 1529-nucleotide messenger RNA. RefSeq names its product disease resistance protein Roq1-like. Gene Ontology annotation, biological process: defense response. Bases 186 to 1529 code for a protein of 447 amino acids. The record is from RefSeq and is a predicted model, not a curated record. The transcript is spliced from 2 exons. Lineage: Eukaryota; Viridiplantae; Streptophyta; Magnoliopsida; Proteales; Proteaceae. Gene Ontology annotation, molecular function: ADP binding.
UAUGAAAUAAUUGCAGGGAACAGUCAAAUGUAGUCAAGGAAGUUGUUCAAAGGGCUUUGAGAGAACUAGAUAGCAUCCCCUUGGAGGAAUGUAGAUACCCUAUUGGAAUAGAUCUCCAUGUACGUAAAUUACUGUCUCUACUAGAUAUUGAUUCUGAUGAUGUACGAUUUGUAGCAAUAUGUGGUAUGGGUGGCCUCGGAAAGACAACUAUUGCAAAAGCUGUUUACAACCAAAUCUUUCGAAGCUUUGAAGGGAGUAGCUUUCUUAAAGAUGUAAGUGAAGAAGCAUCACAUGGUAAAAAAGGUAUAGCUUCUUUGCAAAAGCAACUUCUUCAAGAUAUCUUGAAAGAGGAUUGUGACAUAAGAAGUGUUUCUGGAGCAUUGAUAAAAAAAAGACUUCAUAGAAAAAAAAUCCUUCUUGUUCUUGAUGAUGUGGAUGAUGGUGAACAGCUUGAUGCAUUGGCUGGUGGAUGCAAUUGGUUUGGUCAAGGAAGCAAGGUCAUAAUAACAACUAGAGAUGACCAUAUUUUGGAUGUACAUAAAAAUAAAAUUGAUAAAGAUAUUCCAAUAUACAUGCCUAAAGAAUUGGAUUUCAAGAAUUCUCUUCAACUCUUAAGUUUGCACGCCUUUAAAAGGAGUGAACCUCCUGAAGAUUAUAAGCAGCUUUCACAUGAAGUGGUACGACAUGUUGGAGGGUUACCCUUGGCUCUAGAAGUGUUGGGUUCUUUUCUAAUUGGAAAAAGCAAAGAAGAAUGGGAAGAUACAUUAGAAAGAUUGAACAAUAUUCAUGAUGACAAGAAGUUUGGAAAGUCAAUAAAAAGCUAUGAUGACAAGGUCUUUCGAAAGUUGAUGAUAAGUUAUGAAAAACUAGGUGAUCCUGAGAAAACCAUAUUUCUUGAUGUUGCAUGCCAUUUCAUUGGAUGGAAAGUAGAAGAAGCAAGUUCCUUAUGGAAAGCCUGUGAGUUGGGUCCAAAAUUAGCAAUAAAAGAACUCAUUCAAAAGCACCUCUUAAAGAUUGAAGGUGAUGAUAGGAAAUUGUGGAUGCACGAUCUACUUCGAGAUAUGGGAAGGAGAAUCAUCAUGGAAGAGAGCUACGGGGACCCCACCAAACGUCGUAGGUUGUGGUCUCAUGAUGAGAUCGUUAAAGUACUAAAAAAAGACAAGGAAACUCAAAUGGUUGAAGGUAUCCUCCUUGAUCAAAAUUUUAAAUUUGAAGCAGAAGACGUUUUAAGCUGUAAAGACUUUGAGAAGAUGCACCAUUUAAGAUUUCUCCAAUUUAAAGAAAUUGACAAACUUUAUGGGGACUUUUCGCAUCUUCCUUCUACAUUAAGAUGGUUCCAUUGGGAUUGCUAUCUUUUGAAAAAUCUACCAGAUAAUUUUUAUCAUGAGGAAUUGGUUCAUCUUGAGUUAUCUAGAAGUGGUUGUAUCAAACAUGCUUGGAAUGAUGCACCUCGAAAUCAAAAUAAGGUAUUGAGUUAUCUAGAAGUAGGUUUAUCAAACAGUGGAACAUUUUCCACUGUUUUCAUCUAA